CCAAAAAAGCCGCGUCGGAUUGAUGACUCGAGAGCAGUAGGCUCUCGACUGCGCUGUUCAAUUUCUCUCCACUGUCUUCUCCUUCCUCAGCCACCAUUUCCCCUUUCUACCUCAACAAACUCCUAAACCUCCAAAACCUCCUCUUCAAUGGUACCCUCCUUCUUCCCCCUCUGAAUUCCCCCUUGCAUGCCAUUUCCAAUUCUUCUUCUUCCUCUUCAUCUUCCUCUUCCUCUUCCUCUUCCUCUUCCUCCUCCUCCUCCUCCUCCUCCUCUCUCUCUCUCUGCAAUUUCAUCCCCCUUCUCCACUUCCCAAAACCCUAAAACCCUCCCACAUUUCUCAAUGAAGGACCGCUCUCCUUCCUCCAAUGCCGCUGUUUACGUCCCUCCUCACAUCCGUCUCCGCUCCGUUGUUACUCCUUCUAAUAAUUCAUCUCCCGUUCCCGCUGUUGACUGCAAGCUCAAGACGGCUCCACUCUCGCUGCUCGAUUCAGGAACCACUGCUUCGCCUUGCCUGCAAGCUCGAUCUCAAGAACUGCUCCCCACGGGGAACUCGCGUUUGCAGUGUGAUUCGGCCUACGACGAUGCAGCUCCUACCAACAGUUGGAGUUUUAAUUUUGAGUGUUCGCAUCAAUCGGGUAUUACACCUUCUGUAAACAUUGAUUUGUGGAAAAGGAAGUUAGCUUUACUUUUACGUGACAAGGAGAAGCAAGAGUUGGUUUCAAGGGAGAAAAAAGAUAGACAUGACUUUGAGGAAAUAGCUGCUUUGGCAAGUAGAAUGGGACUUUAUAGCCAUCUAUAUGCCAAAGUUGCUGUUUUUAGUAAGGUCCCAUUGCCGAACUACAGAUUUGAUUUGGAUGAUCGGCGUCCACAGAGAGAGGUCUUUUUGCCUCCUGGGUUGCUUAGAAGAGUUGAUGAACAUCUGAGAGAAUUUCUCUCUCAAAAGUCUAGGUGUAAAGGUUUUCAAGAUAUCUCUGUCUCUAGAACAAGCAGCAGCGGAAGCAUUGCUACAGAUGAAGGGCUUUUUGAGCAACCUGAGCCACAAGGAUCUAGUAAGGCCGUGAUGGAAAAAAUUCUUUGGAGGAGAAGUUCACAUCUGCGUGAUCAACAGCAAGCUUGGCAGUCAUCUCUUGAAGGAAGAGAAAUGCUGGAAUUCCGGAGAAAUCUUCCUGCUUACAAGGAGAAGGAUGCAUUAUUGGCCACAAUCUCACAGAAUCAGGUUAUUAUUAUUUCAGGUGAAACUGGUUGUGGCAAGACUACGCAAGUUCCCCAGUUCAUUUUGGAAUCAGAAAUAGAAUCACUCCGUGGGGCUGUUUGCAGCAUCAUAUGUACACAGCCAAGACGAAUAUCGGCUAUGUCUGUCUCUGAGAGAGUUGCUUCUGAAAGGGGGGAGAAAUUGGGUGAAUCUGUUGGUUAUAAAGUGCGGCUGGAGGGUAUGAAAGGGAGGGAUACUCAUCUUCUCUUUUGCACUACGGGUAUCUUGUUGAGAAGAUUGCUGGUUGAUAGAAAUUUGAAAGGCAUAACUCAUGUUAUUGUUGAUGAAAUUCACGAGCGUGGAAUGAAUGAAGAUUUUCUACUAAUUGUCCUGAAAGAUCUCCUUCCUCGUCGACCAGAAUUGAGGUUGAUUCUAAUGAGUGCAACUUUAGAUGCAGAACUUUUCUCAUCCUACUUUGGUGGGGCUCAAAUAAUUCACAUUCCGGGAUUCACACACCCUGUCCGAACUCAUUUUCUGGAAGAUAUUCUAGAAAUGACGGGUUACAGAUUAACUCCAUACAAUCAAAUAGAUGAUUAUGGACAGGAGAAGACGUGGAAAAUGAGCAAACAAGCACCAAGAAAGAGGAAAACCCAGAUUGCCUCUACCGUUCAGGAUGCCCUUACAGCAGCUGAUUUUAAGGAGUACAGUCUUCAAACUCAGGAGUCUUUAUCGUGUUGGAAUCCAGACUGUCUUGGUUUUAAUCUCAUAGAAUAUCUUCUAGUUAAAAUAUGUGAGAGCGAAACACCUGGAGCUAUUCUUGUGUUUAUGACUGGGUGGGAUGACAUCAGUUCUCUCAAGGAGAAACUUCAGUCUCAUCCUUUAUUAGGAGAUCCAACUCGUGUCAUGUUGUUGGCAUGCCAUGGCUCAAUGGCCAGUUCAGAGCAGAGGUUAAUAUUUACUGAACCUGACAAAGGAGUGAGGAAGGUAGUGCUCGCAACAAAUAUUGCCGAGACAAGUAUAACGAUAAAUGAUGUCGUGUAUGUUCUGGACUGUGGAAAGGCGAAAGAAACAUCAUACGAUGCUUUAAAUAACACUCCUUGUUUGCUUCCCUCUUGGAUAUCCAAGGUUUCUGCUCAACAAAGAAGAGGAAGGGCUGGCCGUGUUCAACCAGGAGAAUGCUACCAUCUAUACCCUAGGUGUGUGUUUGGUUCUUUUUCUGAGUAUCAGCUACCAGAAAUUUUGAGAACACCUUUACAGUCCCUCUGCUUGCAAAUAAAAAGCUUAAAGCUUGGAAGUAUAUCGGAGUUUCUAUCUAGGGCUUUGCAGUCACCAGAGCUACUUGCGGUUCAGAAUGCUAUUGAAUAUUUGAAGAUCAUUGGAGCAUUUGAUGAGAGUGAAAAUCUUACUGUUUUAGGUCGUUAUUUAACUAUGCUCCCAAUGGAACCAAAACUGGGAAAGAUGUUGAUAGUAGGCGCUAUCUUCAAUUGCUUGGAUCCUAUUUUGACUGUUGUUGCUGGUCUCAGUGUGAGAGACCCUUUUCUCACGCCACUUGAGAAGAAGGAUGCCGCAGAGGCUGCAAAAUCCCAAUUUUCACAAGAUCAUAGCGAUCACCUUGCUAUUAUCCGGGCUUAUGGGGGAUGGAAAGAAGCCGAGAGGAACUAUGGUGGAUAUGACUUUUGUUGGAAGAACUUCCUUUCUAUACAAUCAAUGAAGGCUAUUGAUUCUUUAAGGAAGGAGUUUUUUUCUUUGCUUAGAGAUACUGGCUUGGUUGAUGGGUACUCAGACACCUACAAUGCCUGGAGUCUUGAUGAACAACUCAUACGUGCAGUUAUUUGCAAUGGCCUCUAUCCUGGAGUUUGCUCCGUUGUGCAAAAUGAGAAGUCAUUUUCUCUCAAAACUAUGGAGGAUGGCCAGGUGCUUCUCUAUUCGAACUCGGUGAAUGCUCGAGAGUCGAGGAUUCCAUAUCCAUGGAUAGUUUUCAAUGAGAAGAUUAAAGUGAACUCCAUUUUCCUUAGAGAUUCAACAGCUAUCUCUGACUCGAUGCUGCUUCUCUUUGGUGGAAGCAUCUCAAAAGGUGAUCAUGAGGGACACUUGAAAGUGCUGGGCGGUUUUUUGGAAUUUUUUAUGAAACCUGAUUUAGCAGAGACAUAUCAGAAAUUGAGAGUGGAACUUGAAGAACUUAUACGAAUAAAGCUACUAAAUCCAAAGAUGGACUUGCACUCCCACCAUGAGCUCCUAUCUGCUGUACGCUUGCUUAUUUCAGAAGACCAUUGUGAAGGUCGAUUUGUUUUUGGCCGCCAGAUCCUUCAGCAGCCGUCCAAGACAUCAGCUCCAGCAGCAGCACCACCACCAACUGCUGUUUCAAGAAUUGAAAGUGGACCUGGUGGGGACAAUUCCAAGAGUCAGCUCCAGACUUUACUCACGAGGGCUGGAUAUGCUGCACCCAUCUAUAAGACUAAGCAAUUGAAGAACAAUCAAUUUCGAGCAACUGUGGAAUUUAAUGGACUGCAAAUUAUGGGACAACCUUGUACCAACAAAAAGAAUGCUGAAAAGGAUGCAGCAGCCGAGGCUCUUGAGUGGUUGAUGGGUGGAAAUCAGAUGGGGCACGACUAUGUCAACCAAAUGUCUAUGAUGUUAAAAAGGAGCAAGAAGGAUCAUAACUGACCCACCACUUCCUACCUUUUAACGGAAGCAUAAUUUGAGAAAGCAGUGAAAGAAGAGCACAAUCAAUGAAAGCUCAGGUCUGGAGGAGCAGAACUCGGGGUUCAUGAAAAUACAAGAACAUUCAAUUCCUAGGCUGGAACUUGGACCAUAUGGCCGAGUUUGAAGGCACUGGAGUUCAAUAAAUGAGGGGGACAAGAAAAAGUCACGAUUACAAAGGAUAUGGUGGAAGCAAUGAUACACUGCAAGGUUUGGGUCAAGAAAUUACAUGUGAUUAUCUUGUAUAUAAAUUAAAUUAGAACCCAGUCACAUUUUUUUUGUAAAAUAUCAUUUUUUUUGGGGGGGAGGCAAAAAGAAUAGUAGGCCUGUAAAAUUCUCAAGUGAAAUCUUUGACAUAGAAAUUGGUAGCCUGGGUGAGAGAGUAAACAAUGUCUAGUCCUAAAAAAACAGGCAUGUCAGGAGAGAGGUGAAAGAUGCAACAGUACAACACAGUCUGCACCUUUCUUGACUCUUCUUUUAAAGACGCUGGGUCCUCCUCCUUACACACUCUCUAUCUCUCCCCUAAUUGAUCUCUUCCUUUUUAAGAUGUUGGGUCCUUUCUAUGAGAAUAGCAAAUGAACCCUCCAAAGAAUGGAAAAUUUUUCCGUGCCAAGACAUAUUGAGAUCACAAAGACCAAGUAGUAAUAGAGAAGGAGAAUUUCUCAAAUCCCUAGAGAAAUAAUUGUGUUCCUCCAGGUUCUUCCAACGGUAAAGCAUUUAAUUUGAAUGAGAAGGUACAAAAUUUGUUUCGUUUU
Cucumis melo (muskmelon) is the source of this 4646-nucleotide messenger RNA. RefSeq names its product DExH-box ATP-dependent RNA helicase DExH5, mitochondrial. The transcript has 20 exons. The record is from RefSeq and is a predicted model, not a curated record. Gene Ontology annotation, molecular function: ATP binding; RNA binding. Lineage: Eukaryota; Viridiplantae; Streptophyta; Magnoliopsida; Cucurbitales; Cucurbitaceae. Gene Ontology annotation, cellular component: nucleus; intracellular anatomical structure. Bases 187 to 3855 code for a protein of 1222 amino acids.